Molecule: messenger RNA, 1041 nt
Organism: Aspergillus heteromorphus CBS 117.55
Lineage: Eukaryota; Fungi; Ascomycota; Eurotiomycetes; Eurotiales; Aspergillaceae
Exons: 2
Coding region: 1-1041 (346 amino acids)
Source: RefSeq, a predicted model, not a curated record
AUGGUACGCCCCGCCUCCUCCCUCCUCCCUCCUCUACCACCCACCCACCAGCUAGCUUACCACCUUUUGUCAACACACCAGCAACCCCCCGACCCCCAAACCAUCCCUCUCCCCAUCGCCAUCCCGCUCACCAACCCCCCCAUCCUCCUGCUCCUAACCCUCCCCACCCUCCUCCUCACCCACCUAAUCCUCAAAGACUACCACGCCUUCCUGGCCCUCGGCCCCGGCGGCACCCCGAGCACACCCCUAGGCUACCUGCGAAUCUGCAUGCUCCGACUCUUCACAAUCCGCGACCCGUUCCACCCACCCUCCAUCCCCUCCACCCUUCUCCCACAAUCCGGCCUCCUAUCAGCCCACACCCUUUCCCCUCGCCCAGGACCGCGCCCCACCGUCAUAGGAAUCGCUCCCCAGCGACAAAUGUCCCAGAAAAGCGGUCUCAAGAUGUACGAGCUCCUCAGCCGAGAGAUCCAGGACCUGGUAGCCCGCCACCCCGGGGAACUGUACGAGGGAACCUCGUGUUUCGAGAAACAUAGCACCGGCAUAUUCUGCACGGGGUCUUCCUCACCAUCAUCAUCAGCAUCAACAACAUCAACAACAUCAUCAUCAUCAUCAGCAUCAUCAUCAUCACCACCAUCAUCAUCAACAACCCACCCAACAACCCAAGCAAAACCCAUCCCCAUCUCCAUGAACAACAACAACCACACCAACACCGACAUAUCCCCCACAAUCCUCUCGCAACACCAACACCGCCGAACCUGCAACGGCGAAGUCUGCCACGCGCACCCAAGCGACGGCAGCCUGCAUCUAACGCUGCACCCGGCGGACGUGAAGCUGGUGAUUGAGCGGGGGUGGGCGCAGCGGCACCCGCUGACGCGGGAGAGCUGGUGGUGGUGCUACAUGCGGACGGUGCCGACGGGGUUCGUCAUGGUGUAUGCGCCGCGCAACGAGGCGGAGUUGGCUUGUGUGUUGGAGAUUAUCCGCGCCGCGGCGUGGUGGGCCGAGGGCAGUGUUGAGCCAGCUGUUGGUCCUAAAGACGCAUAG